Messenger RNA from Drosophila hydei, 1769 nucleotides. RefSeq names its product geranylgeranyl transferase type-2 subunit alpha (gene RabGGTa). Gene Ontology annotation, biological process: protein geranylgeranylation. Lineage: Eukaryota; Metazoa; Arthropoda; Insecta; Diptera; Drosophilidae. Bases 144 to 1625 code for a protein of 493 amino acids. The record is from RefSeq and is a predicted model, not a curated record. Gene Ontology annotation, cellular component: cytoplasm; Rab-protein geranylgeranyltransferase complex. Gene Ontology annotation, molecular function: Rab geranylgeranyltransferase activity. The transcript has 2 exons.
UUCCUCUUGAGCCGAAAGCUAGCAUAAUGUUAGAACAGCUGAUUUUCAACCACUUGAAUCACUUUUAGUCAUUGUCCGAAUUAAGUUUGUUUGGGUUUAUUAAAAUUAAAAUUUGAAGUCAGAUAUUAUAAAUAUUAGCCAAUAUGCAUGGUCGAGUCAAAGUGCGUACCACGGAGGAGGAGCGGGAGCGCAAAAAGAAAGAGCAGGUGCUCAAGAUGCGCGCCUAUCGAGCUGCCAUGACUCGCAUUCAGAAGAAACGCAGCCUGAGCGAACUCGAUGACGAAAUGCUUGGUCUAACUGUCCAAAUACUGCUGCGUAAUCCAGACAUAAACACUCUGUGGAAUAUUCGACGUGAAUGCGUGCUAAGGAAGAUAGCAGAAUUGGAAAAGACUAUUAAGGAAAAUGAAACAAGAGACAUACAGAAGGUGGAGGAGCACAGCGAGGGCGACAAGAAGACAGACGAUGAGAAGGAAGUUGAUAAGAAGGAGGUCUUGGCUCAACAGCUUCAGUCGAUCUAUAAAACGGAACUAGAGCUAACCGAACAGUGCCUGAUGGUCAAUCCGAAGUCUUACAAUAGCUGGCAUCACCGCUGCUGGACCUUGGAACAGAAUCCUGAAGCCGAUUGGCAACGGGAGGUGCAGCUGUGCAACAAGUACUUGAAAUACGAUGAGCGUAAUUUUCACACCUGGGACUACAGACGCUAUGUAAGCGAGAAGGCGUCGGUGCCUCCUGAGCAAGAGCUGGACUUUUGCACGGAUAAGAUCAAAGUGAAUUUCUCCAACUACUCCAGCUGGCAUCAUCGCAGUCUGCUGCUGCCCACGCUGUAUCCCAACGAGCAGCAGGAUCGACCCAUGAGCGAGCAUAAGCUAAAAGAGGAGCUGGAAAUGGUGCUAACUGCGGCCUUUACCGAUCCCAACGAUAGCAGUGCCUGGUUCUAUCAGCGCUGGCUCCUGGGCAGCGGAAGGCAAAGCGAGCAGUCAGCCACAGUGGCUGCCUUUCGCUGUUGGCCCUAUAAGGCGCAGCUAUCGCUAAAGAGCUCCUAUCCAGAGCUGUCACAGCUUACGGUGCAGCUGGUCAGCGAACAGCAAACGCUGCAGCUCCAGCCAUGGAAAGCCGUCAACAGCGAAAAGACCCAAUGGCAAUGCGAGCAAGUUAUAGAAAUCGAGCCAAGUCGAGAUUAUUUCUUGGAUGUGGCUGGCCAACGCAAACAGCUCGCCGUGAACCCUAACGAUCAGAGCCUUUACUAUUUUGUGCCGCCACACGCGACCUCCAGUUGCAGCAAGGAGCUGCUCGCUGAGCUGCAAACCCAGCUACAAUCUUGUCUGGAUCUGCUCGAAUACGAGCCGGACAGCAAGUGGACCUUGCUAACUAGUGCGCUACUUAUGCGCGCCAUCGACGUGAACAGCUAUCAUGAGCAGAGCCUGUCGCAUUUGGCCAAACUGGUGCAGGUGGAUGCACUGCGUCAGGGCUACUACAAGGACUUAUCUGCACGCUGGACCAUGGAAAUGGCCUUGGCCAAAUGGCCCACCUCGUCCAAUUAUCCUCAACUAUUCGAGAUGCCCACCGAAAUGUCAAUGACUCCCUACGCUCACUAUCUGAUUGUAGCAGACAAAAUAUCGAGUUGAAUUGAGCAGUUCGUCUGGAUGAUGAUGUCUACUUUUAUCCACACAAUAUUCCAGUUUAGUGAAAGGAUUCUUUAUACACACGUUUUGUAUAUACUUUUUAUAUAAUCAACGCCUCAACGCUAAACACAUAUUUAAAUAAACUUU